Messenger RNA from Malania oleifera, 1878 nucleotides. Its product is annotated as phosphoserine aminotransferase 1, chloroplastic-like. The transcript has a single exon. Gene Ontology annotation, cellular component: cytoplasm; chloroplast stroma. Bases 289 to 1563 code for a protein of 424 amino acids. NCBI's taxonomy places the organism in Eukaryota, Viridiplantae, Streptophyta, Magnoliopsida, Santalales, Ximeniaceae. Gene Ontology annotation, molecular function: pyridoxal phosphate binding; O-phospho-L-serine:2-oxoglutarate transaminase activity. The record is from RefSeq and is a predicted model, not a curated record. Gene Ontology annotation, biological process: L-serine biosynthetic process.
AAAAUUUCAUGCGGGUGUCCAUGUUUAACUAAACUUUAAUGGAUACGACGACAGAACAGCACUCACCAACAAUCACCUACAAGUGAAACUAUGCUCACCUCGUGACGACGUCGUUUUGCCUCCCAAAAAUCCCAGUCCAACACGGAUCUACGCUGUGUAUUUAAUCCGGCAGCCGCGCAGAUCCUUCCCACCAACCUUCCCCGUUGAAAAGUUCUUCUGCGCUCUAGGCAGAGAAGGAGAAAGAGAAGCACCUUUCCUUGCUUUCUCGCAUCACACCCACCCAUCACCAUGGCCAUGGCAGCUCCCUCCCAUUCUCUCCUCCUCCAAAACCCUACCCUUCACUUUCUCAAAAACCCUGCCACCUCCCCCUCCAAUGCCUUCCCUUUCCCCCACAAGAAUAAGCCCAUCUCGAUCGCCUGCGCCGCCGUCACCCCCGUCCAAGCCUCCCCGCCGGCCGCCGCCCCUUCCCAAGAUCGAGUCUUCAACUUCGCCGCGGGCCCGGCCACCUUGCCGGAAAUCGUUCUGAAGAAAGCCCAAUCGGAGCUCUGCAACUUUCGGGGCUCCGGCAUGAGCGUCAUGGAAAUGAGCCACAGAGGCAAGGAGUUCCUCUCCAUCAUCCAAAAAGCCGAAUCGGAUCUGCGCAACCUUUUGGACAUUCCGCCCGAAUACGCCGUCCUCUUCCUGCAAGGCGGCGGCACCACCCAGUUCGCCGCCAUCCCUUUGAAUCUCUGCAAUCCCGACGACCCGGUCGAUUUCAUCGUCACCGGCUCUUGGGGCGACAAGGCCUUAAAGGAAGCCCAGAAAUUCUGCAAACCCAACUUGAUCUGGUCCGGCAAAUCCGAAAAAUACACCAAGAUCCCUGAUUUUGAAUCUCUGCGCCAGAAUCCAGAUGCCAAAUACCUUCACAUCUGCGCCAACGAGACCAUUCAUGGAGUCGAGUUCAAGUCCUACCCGAACCCGAAUAACAAAAAUGGGCUUUUGGUCGCGGACAUGUCCUCCAACUUCUGUUCUAAGCCUGUGGAUGUCGCCAAAUUCGGGUUGAUUUACGCCGGCGCCCAGAAGAACGUGGGGCCAUCUGGAGUCACAAUUGUCAUCGUCAGGAAAGAUUUGUUGGGAAAUGCUCAGGAAAUCACUCCGGUGAUGCUUGAUUUGAAGAUCCAAGCAGAGAACAAUUCGCUGUAUAACACGCCUCCAUGCUUUGCUGUUUACAUGUGCGGUUUGGUGUUUGAGCAUCUCUUGGAGCAGGGAGGAUUGAAGGAGGUGGAGAAGAAGAACAGGAAGAAGGCUGGGAUUCUGUACGACGCAAUUGAUGAGAGCAAAGGGUUUUACAGGUGCCCAGUGGAGAAGUCAGUGAGGUCUCUGAUGAACGUGCCCUUCACGCUGGAGAAAUCAGAGUUGGAGGCAGAGUUCAUCAAGGAUGCAGCCAAGGAGAAGAUGGUUCAGCUUAAGGGGCACAGGUCAGUGGGUGGGAUGAGAGCUUCUAUUUACAAUGCAAUGCCCGUGGAGGGGGUGGAGAAGCUGGUUGCCUUCAUGAAGGAUUUUCAGGCAAGGCACGAUGCUUGAUUCCGUCUUUCCAAAGCAGUUUUUGGAAACAAAGAGUGUUUUUCUUCUGUUGCGUAUUGAAUUUGGCACCACAUGUUUGGUUUGUUCUUCCCAUGAGGGUUAAUUAAAAAAGUCUUUUUAACUUUUGGUUGGGCAGCUCUGCCGAUAAUGGCAUGUCCAGUGAGAGGACUUAAAUCAUAAAUGUUUAGAAUGCAGUAUCUUGAGAAUCGAUUUGAGAUUUUAGGGGAAAGGUUUUUCAGGUAUACAGCCCGCUGGGUUCGUUGAUGUUAAAUCAUUUGAGGCAAAGGUAAUAAUGCAAAUUUGGAAAUGUAGCAA